Molecule: messenger RNA, 908 nt
Organism: Elephantulus edwardii (Cape elephant shrew)
Lineage: Eukaryota; Metazoa; Chordata; Mammalia; Macroscelidea; Macroscelididae
Gene: AMN1
Product: antagonist of mitotic exit network 1 homolog (S. cerevisiae)
Exons: 7
Coding region: 132-908 (258 amino acids)
Biological process (GO): SCF-dependent proteasomal ubiquitin-dependent protein catabolic process
Cellular component (GO): SCF ubiquitin ligase complex
Molecular function (GO): protein binding
Source: RefSeq, a predicted model, not a curated record
CCCCGUUACCGGAAGCAUCCAUUUGACGUCACGAGAGUUUACGUAUCGCACGAGGAGAGGGAGUUAGCAGACGGUCCCUGACUGCGUCCUGCCGUCCGGGACCGCGGAAGAGGCUCUGGAGGGCGGCCGGGAUGCCUCGCCCGCAGCGGGUCAGUCAGCUCCUGGAUCUAUGCCUUUGGUGCUUCAUGAAGAAUAUCUCUAGGUAUAUCACAGACAUUAAGCCUUUGCCUCCCAACAUAAAGGAUAGACUCAUCAAGAUAAUGAGCAUGCAAGGAAGGAUAACAGAUUCUAAUAUAAGUGAGAUUUUACAUCCUGAAGUUCAAACUUUAGAUCUACAGAGCUGUGAUAUUUCAGAUACUGCCCUCCUGCACCUGUGUAAUUGUAGAAAACUAAAGAAAUUAAAUUUAAAUUCUUCAAAAGAAAGUAGAAUUUCUAUAACUUCAGAAGGAAUAAAAGCUGUGGCUUCAUCUUGUUUAUACCUGCAUGAAGCAUUUUUGAAAAGAUGCUGCAAUCUCACUGAUGAAGGAGUCCUCGCUCUUGCACUCAAUUGCCGUCUGCUAAAGGUCAUUGAUUUAGGUGGCUGCUUAGGGAUUACUGAUGUGUCCUUACAUGCGUUAGGAGAAAACUGCCUCUUUUUGCAGUGUGUUGACUUUUCAGCUACCCAGGUAUCUGACAAUGGUGUGAUUGCACUUGUUAGUGGGCCUUGUUCUAAGAAAUUAGAGCAAAUUCAUAUGGGACAUUGUGUGAAUCUGACUGAUGAGGCUGUGGAAGCUAUCCUUACAUGCUGUCCUCAGAUAUGUAUAUUACUCUUCCAUGGAUGCCCUCUGAUAACAGAUCAUUCAAGAGAAGUCUUGGAACAAUUAGUAGGCCCAAACAAACUAAAGCAAGUGACAUGGACUGUUUAUUGA